Perca fluviatilis (European perch) is the source of this 7254-nucleotide messenger RNA. It is a transcript of the gene garnl3, whose product is annotated as GTPase activating Rap/RanGAP domain like 3. Gene Ontology annotation, biological process: regulation of small GTPase mediated signal transduction; activation of GTPase activity. The transcript is spliced from 31 exons. The coding region runs from base 185 to 3277 and encodes 1030 amino acids. Lineage: Eukaryota; Metazoa; Chordata; Actinopteri; Perciformes; Percidae. Gene Ontology annotation, cellular component: cytoplasm. Gene Ontology annotation, molecular function: GTPase activator activity. The record is from RefSeq and is a predicted model, not a curated record.
AGUUGCGCGCAGAGACCAGAGCCAGACAGAGUCCGACCACCAACAGGGCUUCGAUCAGCUGUUGUCGGAGUUUGCGCUGCAGUGCCGUUACGGCGCUCUUAACGAGAAGAGAAACCCACGGAGAGAAAAGGAGACGCCGGUUUGUUGUUGUCUCCUGUCCGCUGGACUGACAUCGCAUGGGGACAUGAACAGUGUGGAUCCAGCCUCUAACAAACUGUUGACUUUCAAUCAACGCUCUGCCUCGGAGGACUUGGGCUGCAGGCGUGGAGACUUCAGCAGGAAACACUAUGGUUCGGUGGAGCUGCUAAUUUCCAGUGACGCAGAUGGGGCCAUUCAGAGGGCAGGACGCUUCAGGGUGGAGAAUGGCUCUUCAGAUGAGGCUUUGGACUACACGCCAGGAACCUGGAGGAGAACUGAUGUCCAUCUGGAGAAUCCAGAGUACCACACUAGAUGGUUCUUUAAAUACUUCCUGGGAAAAGUCCACCAGAACUACGUGGGUACAGAUGCAGAGAAGAACCCCUUCUAUCUGUCAGUCGUCCUCUCGGACCAGAACAACCAGCGGGUUCCUCAGUACAGAGCCAUCCUCUGGAGAAAGUCGGGCACUCUGAAGAUCAGCCUCCCCUACAGCCCGACUAAAACACUAUCAGUCAAGUCCAUCCUAAGUGCAAUGAACAUGGACAGGUUUGAGAAAGGCCCCAGGGAGAUCCUCAACCCGGAGAUUCAGAAGGAUCUGCUGGUGUUGGAGGAACAGGAGGGUUCUGUCAACUUUAAAUUUGGCGUCCUGUUUGCCAAAGACGGACAGCUCACAGAUGACGAGAUGUUUAGCAAUGAGACGGGAAGUGAGAGCUUCGAUAAGUUUCUCAAUCUUCUGGGUGAUUCCAUUACACUGCAGGGAUGGGCAGGUUACCGCGGAGGGCUAGACACCAAGAAUGACACUACAGGGAUUAAGUCCAUCUACACAGUGUAUCAGGGCCACGAGCUCAUGUUCCAUGUGUCCACCAUGUUACCCUACUCUAAAGAGAAUAAGCAGCAGGUGGAGAGAAAGAGACACAUUGGAAAUGACAUUGUUACCAUAGUAUUCCAGGAAGGAGAUGACGCAUCGUCGUCCUUCAAACCGUCUAUGAUCCGAUCGCACUUCACCCAUAUUUUUGCAUUAGUUAGGUAUAAUAGCCAGAAUGACAGUUACAGGUUGAAGAUAUUCUCAGAGGAGAGUGUUCCACUGUUUGGACCCCCUCUCCCAUCUCCGCCUGUAUUUACUGAUCACCAAGAAUUCAGGGACUUUUUAUUAGUCAAAUUAAUCAAUGGAGAGAAAGCCACACUGGAGACGCCAACGUUUGCCCAAAAGCGUCAGCGGACCCUUGACAUGUUGAUCCGCUCGCUGUACCAGGACCUCAUGCCUGACCUGCACAAGAACAUGUUAAAUCGGCGGUCCUUCAGCGACGUGCUGCCUGAGUCUCCAAAGUCGGCACGCAAGAAGGAGGAGGCACGGCAGGCCGAAUUUGUCAGAAUAGGGCAGGCUCUGAAGCUGAAGACCAUUGUGAGAGGAGAUGCCCCAACUAGCCUUGUUACCACCGGCCUGUGCAGGAAAGAACCAUGGGAGUCCCAGUCGUUCUGCAGCACAUUCCCCUACGAGAUCGUGUGUGCCGACUCGUGGGGUCAGUCUCUGCUGGCUGCCACCGACACGGCGGGGGUCAUGCUGCUGGAUGGCCCUGAUCCAGCUCUGUCCAACGCUGAGACGCAGGCUGUGCCCCCAGUUCAGGUGUUUGACAAAACCAUGGUGGUGAAGCAGGUGCACGUUCUCGAGCCUCAGGACCUGCUUAUCACCAGAGCUGACAAAGGGAAGGACGCUCGGCUCUAUGUGUACAGACUCAGCACGCUCAAGAGAGGCCUGGAGGAGAAGCAGCUGGUCAGAAGCAAGUGUGACAGCCGGGAAAAUAAACUGGAGAAAACUAAAGGCUGUCAUUUAUACUCCAUUAACACCCACCACGGCUCAGAGCUGAGGAUAGUAGCAGCCAUCAGGAACAAACUCCUCCUCAUCACCAGGAAACAUCCACGUUUUGAAGGUUUCAGUGCCGUCGCCCCAGGCGCAGACUCACCAGUAGAGGAGUUUCAGUACAUACGGGAGAUCUGUCUGUGUGACCCGCCGGUGGUGAUGGCGCUGGUGGACGGGCCAACGGGGGAAAAUGACAAUAUGAUCUGUGUGGCCUAUAAACAUCAGUUUGACCUGAUCAAUGAGAGCACUGGAGAUGCCUACCGGCUACAUCAUGUCGAUGCCAACAGGGUAAAUUUUGUAGCAGCCAUUGAUGUGUAUGAAGACGGGGAGGCGGGUCUGCUGCUGUGUUACAACUAUAUUUGCUCCUAUAAGAAAGUUUGUCCGUUUAACGGCUCCACACCGAUGAUCCAGUCCAACACCUCCGAUUUCCACUUCAGCUGGAACCAGAUGCCCAAUGCUAUUGUUUGUGCAUUUCCUUACAUCCUGGCCUUCACAACGGACUCCAUUGAGAUCCGACUAGUGGUCAAUGGCAACCUUGUGUACACAGCAGUGGUCCCCGAGCUACAGUUGGCUGCUUCACGGUCGGACAUCUAUUUUGUUUCGUCUGCUCCGGUGAGCUCAGCCUCCAACUGCAGUUCGAGAGACACCAGUUCCCAGAGUUCCCCACAGACGCCCACCGGCUACGAGAUGCCCGUGUUCCCCUCACCACUCGGUGAUGAUUCUAUACGGAUCCCCUAUGGUACCAAGCUUUCCCUGUACAUGUCUAAGGAUGCUGAAGGUGAACCAGCAUGUAAGCAAAUGUUCAAGAUCCCUUUGUGUAACUUGGUGGGCCGCAGCAUUGAAAGACCCCUCAAGUCCCCUCUGGUCAACAAGGUGCUGACGACGCCGGCCCCCGCCAUGGUAUCCCCGACUCCCCUCAUCUCUGCCACACACUCGCUUUCCCUGUCCCGCAUGGAGAUCAAAGAGAUAGCCAGCCGCACACGGAAGGAGCUGCUUGGCUUGACAGAGGAACCAAGUGGGAAGUCAGACAGCGGAACAGUCAAACAGAGGAAGUUGAGCAAGAAGAACACUGAGGAGGACCCCAAAGCACGAGCACUGACGUCAACAAACAGUGACAGGUUAGCGUCAGAGUCUGUUGAAUCAGACUUGGACGUCCAGCUGCAUUGUUCGUCCAGUUCGGAGGCCGAGCCAGAGAAAGUGGUGCUGCGAGCAGAAAGCCCGCCUCUCGCCAGCGCCUUUGCCCUCUCCACAUCCUUCGAAGAAGAUGUCCUGGACCUAAAGUGAAGACAAUCCCACCGUGCACUUCUCUGCCCACCCGCUCCCAUUCUGUCACCAUUAUUUUAUGGUUUUGUUUGGUUUGCUUUUAAUUUGUUGUUUGUCGAAUUCUUUUUUCUUUUUGUUCUUUAUAUCCCUGUAUCUUGGGUCUCCCCAUUCAUAGGACAAGAUGGGUGCAGUGGGAGUUAAAAAAUGUGUGCGUUUGUUUUCGCGAGCAGUCCCUCAGCCACUGUGUGUUGGGUGUUUGUGUUGCCCCACAGCAAAUAACCCAAAGAGGCGGUGAGGCCUUGUAAAAUGCCGUGGUUUAUUCAGAGUUCUGCAACAGCCGUUAGAUAAUGUUAAAGGUUUGAUCCCAAACCACAAACUGAAUGUAAAUCUGCGCACCUAGGCACGACAAAUAUCUCCACGUACACAAUGCCCUCUGAAGUUGUUAGAGCUUAAUAUGUGUUGUAUUAUGUGAUUAUUUCCUAUCCACUUUCAAAUGUUGUAUGAUAUGUAUGUGUACAUCUGUUUAUACAUGAAAAUGCAUUCACAGUGACAGGCGUGCAUGCCUGACAUGCCUGUGAUGCAUAUUUAUAGAUAUAUUAUAAAAGCUCAUUUUAUUCCCAUAUUUAGUAAAAGUAUGUAAAAGUUUUAUGCGCUCUGCACAUAUUAGUCCUUAUUAUUCUCCUUAUUCACAGUAUACAGGUAGACAGGGCUGGAGGCAUAUGUCUCUCACAAGUGCCAUUUCCCAGCAUCCUCCAUUAAACUAAACAAUUAACAGUCACCGUAUUCUGGUGUCUGAAAGUAGCAGUCAUGAUUGUAGUCCACUUUAGAUUACGAUGGUGACCCCACAACUCCAUUCAGUUUGGAUAAAUUCACAUACUUGAGGCACUCUCUUAAAGCCACAUGCACUCAUUUAACCACAUAAGAAUGAGGUGUCCUAAAAUCGGCAUGACCUGCCUUUGCUGCAUGUAUUGUGACUUGACUGCACCAAAAAAUAGCUUCUUUACAAACCAUGAGGUCUGCGACAUCUCAAACAUAGCAACAUAAAGCAAACCAAAACCUGAGACAACCGAAGAAGUGUGGAUGUUUUACUAGACUGUCACGUGUGAUGGCCUGAGGGAGGAUAGAACAGCAAAGGAAUUAUUGACAAAACUACAAAAUGUAGACAAAAACUAAAGUUAAAAUACAGUAUAUUGUCGUAAACUGAAAUGAUAAAAGCAGAAUUUUGUUAAGAAGUAAAAAGCUAAAACUAUCUGGACUACUAAUUAAAAUAAAGUUAAGUGUGAACUAUUUCAAAUUGGUCUUUUUCUGUAUGUGGAAUGAGCAAAAAGGUAAUACAUUUUGAAAUUUUCCCAAUUAUUGAAACAUUAUUGCUUAUAUUAAACAGUUACCCAUUUCAAAUACACACAGAAAACAUACUCUGAAUUUGAAUAGUUUUACCUUUAGGAAAUUGCUGCCUUUACCCAACUAAACAUCAAGAGUAAACUAAAAAUAAAGAAUUGCAAAAUAACUGUCCAUGAAAACCAACAAACUAAAACUAAAAAGCAUAAAAAAGGGGAAACGCUAUAAAAGAAAUAACCCUAUUAGGGAUUUAGCACCGAGCGCACAAGCCCUGCUGGUUUUUAUUUCACAUGUCCAGUAAAACUCUGAUUUACAGCUGAGACAACUGGUGCAAAGGUGCAGCUAUGAAUUAUGGGCCAAUUCAUGGGACACCAGUGGCACUCCAAUUUUCUUUUAUUCCCAUCACAUCUCAUGUGUUCAUUGGAAAACAGCUAUACAUGUCUUGAAAGCCAACUCACCUACACAUAGUUUUAUUUACUGAUUAAUUAACUUUUUUUUUUGGCCAGACCCUGAUAGCAGUUAUUGGUAGUCAUAACCAAACGUUAACUGUCUUCAUUCAAAAACUCUUGGAAGGACAACUUUAACUCUGGACAAGAAACAUUUUCUUCCCACUUGUCCCUGACUACCGUUAGAAUUAUAAAUUUGAAACCAAUCGUGUUUCAAACUCCAAAAGGGAGAAGUACUCCGGCAAUUUUGUAUUGCAUUUCCAUAACAUUGAAGGACUCAGAAAAGAUGUCUGAAGCCCAAGAAGGUUUCCUGUAGAACCGAAGAAAACAUUGUCCAACUUUUUUUGACACGUUCAACGCAGAAACUUGCUUCACGCUAAACACAGGGCAUUAUCGGAAAUUACAUUUAUAUUUUGUAUGUUUCUUACGUGCUCAAACUUAAGACUUAAAGUGGGUGACCGCACAAGCAGAGUUGGGUUGAGCUGUUAAACUUUUUCUUACUUUUUCACUCUCCAUACAAUAUUUUUCAGCAAAACAUAGAUAAAUUCAUCCUCCUACGACACAAUGUAACUCUCUAAGCAAACUGACAUUUUGCAUUAAGAGCCUCAAAUCGACAUUAGUGCUAUCCAAUUGCCCCGUUGACUCCAAUGUGAACUGAGACAAGAGAUGUCAGGAACAUAAACAGAAAAGGGGACUUUUUGAGCUCACCCUAUUUCCCACAUUUUUGACUCCACAAAUACAAAUAUUACUGCGCCACGUUCAGCAAAGUUUAUUCUCUCUCAUUAUGUAAAAAUCUAGCUGAUAGGAAUUGGACUCUUUGAGUAAUAAGCUAGAGUUUGAGUGUUUCCUCUCAGCUUAAUCUCUAUAAAAAAUUCCCCAGGAGUCACACAGCUGAUUGAGAUUAACUACUUUUCUGAUCUAUGUGGUGUCACAGAAGCUUUAUUACUGAUAAACACCAGUGUCAUUUACAAACAUUUUAACAUUUUUAACUGCUACUCCUUUCAUUGCUUCCUGCCCCUCAUGUGAAUCUAGAGAAGGCGACCAGUCUCACCCAAGAGUCCCUCUGCAGUUAAGUGGAGUUUGUGGAUUCUUGGCACACACAUACACCGAAAAAAAGUCAUGGCCCUUCAAAGAAGGAACUCAUUUUACAAAUGCACACACACAUGUCCACAUACACUAUAUGAGAAACACAUGCAUGCAUGCAUGCAUACAUGUUUAAAUGUAUAAAAAAACAAAAACAAUUUACUGAUAUUUCUGUAACUGCUGCCACAUACUCUCACAUUAGGCUUUGAGGCAGGUAGUCAGCUUUUCAGCAGCCAGCAAUCCCACUGCAGUUUCUUGAGAAAUUGCAUUAUCUCGUAUAAAUACACUUUUUUCCGUUGUACUGAGCACUAAGGAAGUUACGUCACGCUGAAUCUAACAUGAAAAAGGGAAAUGAACAGUAGGCAGUCAGUAAAAACCAAAAGAGAAAGCUUUAAGGAUCCAGUGGUAGUUAGGGCAACAAACUGGGAGCAGUGGUUCUGACUGCUAAUGUAGGAAGGUAUGAGAGCGCCUCUGUGGUGGUUUGACAACACAGCAGCCUUCACAUCUUGCAUGAGCCUCCUCUUUUCCCCUAACACCUCUUCUCCUGCCUCUCUCAGUGUGAACCCCUCCAGCACUAUAACACAACUCAGAAAAUCUAAAAAGGGAAGAAGAACGGGAUGGGGGGGAUUUUUACAAAGGUACUCUACCUUUAUGUUUAUUACUCUGAAUGAGUGUGGGUGACAGGGGGGAUGCCUGGCAGUUACAGUUUGUGACACUUCUCCCACUUAUGAUGUUCCUAUUUCUCCUGUAUUUCUGUCACGUACUCUUUGUUCCUACCUCCCCUUGGCAUUUUUACUGUUUUUGUUGUUGUUGUUGUUUUUUUGUAUUUGAAUCUAUAUUUACUGUUUAGACUGUUGCUGAACCUCUCUGUGAUAUCAAAAUGAAAGAAAAUUAACAAAAAAAACACCAAGUGUCUUAAAAUAUUGUAUCGCCAUCGUUUUUAAUGCCAAGUACUACUUGUAAAUGUUUGUGUAUCAAAUGUGGCCUCAAAUAAAACUGAACUAUAUUAUUAUUAUUAUUAAUAUUAUUAUGAUUAUAAUUUGAGCAAUUAUUUUAAACAAGUGCUGUAGACCACUGCUGUGAAAGUAGUCGAUUCUGUUCAUUGAUAUGUAAUAAAUAUUUAUGAAAUUU